Molecule: messenger RNA, 438 nt
Organism: Papaver somniferum (opium poppy)
Lineage: Eukaryota; Viridiplantae; Streptophyta; Magnoliopsida; Ranunculales; Papaveraceae
Product: putative B3 domain-containing protein At5g58280
Exons: 4
Coding region: 1-438 (145 amino acids)
Molecular function (GO): DNA binding
Source: RefSeq, a predicted model, not a curated record
AUGGUGCUGGAAGAUGAGGAAGGCUCAAUCUAUGACACAAAAUACCUAGGGGAGUUCGCAGUUCUUUCUGGUGGGUGGAAACCAUUUGUUGAGGAUCAUGAGUUGGAUGAUGGGGAUGCUUUAGUAUUGGAGCUUGUUCAGCCUAGAAGAUUAAAGGUAUAUAUAUUUAGAGUGCCUAAUGGCGGUAGUGAAGCAAAAGUCCAUGAGAUAAAGGAAGCUAGAGAAAACGAAUCUGUCGAGAAAGUUCACAAUUUUGAUGAAGAUAUGGCUGAUGUGGAUUAUACUGAACAAAUUACCAUACCCACAAAGAGAAGAACCCAAAGAAAGCUGUAUGAAUGUUCUCCUAGAAAUAAUGAUGCAAUGAGCAAUAAUUCUGCUCCACCAAUUGUUGUGGGAUCAACUUUAGCUGCACUAGAGAUUCAAGCAACGAACACAUGA